Messenger RNA from Aquila chrysaetos chrysaetos, 1841 nucleotides. Its product is annotated as 101 kDa malaria antigen-like. The record is from RefSeq and is a predicted model, not a curated record. Bases 1086 to 1310 code for a protein of 74 amino acids. NCBI's taxonomy places the organism in Eukaryota, Metazoa, Chordata, Aves, Accipitriformes, Accipitridae. The transcript is spliced from 5 exons.
GACCUGGGGUCAGGGCAUCAGCUGCAUCUUCUCCUGCACUUUCCCAGGGGCUGCCUUUUCUUUUGUUAACGUUUGAUUAUUUUUAAUGAUUUUAGAUUAAAAUGUAAUUAUUUCCAAUUGGUAGUUGUACUUCUUAAUUACAGAGAUUAAUUAGAUUACUGUUCAUUAUUAAUUAGAUUGUAACUUUGCACUAAUUACGCCUUUUAUCAGCCAGUUCCCACACUCCUGCCCUCCCUGUCCAAUCUGCCUCUCCCCAGAUGCUGCCCCAAACCCCACUGCUUCCCGCUGCCCUGCAGCAUCCCAGGGGUCUCAAAACCUGUCUAGAAAAUACUAAUCAAUGUUAUCAGCUCAGAGGCUGCGACUGACUCUUUUUAAAAGCCCAAAUACCAACCAGAUGAUGUCAUUUUAUGGCUAAAAAAAAAAAAAACUUUAAAAGAAAGCAUUAAUAUUCUGCCUGCCUCCAUCAGUGACUGGAAGAGAAACUGUUUCCUAAUUACCUGCUGCGGCAAGGGAACAACUCUGCUCUUCCCUGGGAGCAGAAGGGACCCGAUCCCUCGCCCCUGCUGCCCUUCCCUUUGCCCUGUUUUGCCAUUUGUGUAUGAGAGGGAGGGUUUGACCUGCCUGGACUAUUUCAUGGACUUUGUUUGGUCCUGCUAUUUUUAAAGCAAGCUGUCUUUCUUUUCUUUUCGUGUCACCUUUCAGGCACCUAAUCAAUGCUUGGAGUUUUCUUGCUGUUGCUCUCUGCUUCUCUUCUGCUCACUGCUGUCUCAUCUCUCUCCCUGCCAUCGCCCUGUCCCCGAAGGAGGUCUUCUUUCUGCCGAGGCUUCUCGGGAGCCCCAACGCCUGCUCUCUAUUGAUUCAUCCUUAUUUAAUUUGAAAUACUUCUGUAAUUUGCACCUGCUCAUGGCAGGUUUAAGGCAUCUCCCUGCACGUUUGCCCUGAGAUUUCUCUGUCUGCCUCCAUCACUCUCCCCUUGCUGCUUCCCUGGGUGCAGCGCAGUGGGUGCUGCCUGGUUGUUUCUUCAGGCUCUCUCUGUGCCAUAGGUGUGACGGUCUCGUGCCCCAGAGCAAUUUGGCGUCGGUGAAAUGUCGACAAUCCUGAAAUGGUUUGGACGGGAAGAUAAGGAGAGAGAGGAGAAGGAAAAGGACAAGGAAGAAGAGAAGGAAGAAGAGGAGAAGGAAAAGACUGACGUAGAAAAAGAGAAGGAGAAGAAGGAGGAGGAGGAAAAGGGAGACGGAGGAGAGGACGGGAGGAGCAGCAGCAGCUCUGACAGCGCCUUGCAGGAGGUAACCACACCACCAGCUCUGUGACAAGGAUGAUGAGAAGGAAGACAAAGAUUAGCCUUUCCGUGCUGGAGCAGCAGCGCGCACCCGGGACAUGCUGAGGAGGUGGAGAUGCAAACGGCAGCAUGUGCUGGAGGGGGCCUGGGCCACUUUUAGCCAAAUAAAGGUGUUUGUGGGCUCCAAAGAGAAAUGCUAUUUAUUCAUCCAGUCACGCUGCCUACCCGGUGCUAUCUGUCCCUCCUGAGAAGGAAACAGCCAAGAAAAGGCAAUAGGUGGGGAGCUGGGGUCUGGGUGAGCGGAGGCAGGUUUUGUUCAAGACUGUGAAAGAGUCUGGAGAGUAAUCCGGGGGCUCUGGCUGCCUGGCUCUGCAAAGUCCCACAAAAUUAGGUAGUACCGGUAUCCUCCCUGUCCCCUCGACACCUCUUGCUGUGGGAUGGAGCAGCCUGAGCAGGGACAGACGGGCUGUGCCAAAGGCGGCUCCAGCCGCCUGGGGCUGUGCCGAGCUGUUACAACUGACUAUGAUUUCACAUUUAUCGGAAACAUACGAAAAGCUGUUAC